Messenger RNA from Lampris incognitus (smalleye Pacific opah), 1780 nucleotides. RefSeq names its product sorbitol dehydrogenase (gene sord). The record is from RefSeq and is a predicted model, not a curated record. Gene Ontology annotation, molecular function: zinc ion binding; L-iditol 2-dehydrogenase (NAD+) activity. Gene Ontology annotation, biological process: D-sorbitol catabolic process. Lineage: Eukaryota; Metazoa; Chordata; Actinopteri; Lampriformes; Lampridae. The transcript has 9 exons. Bases 146 to 1210 code for a protein of 354 amino acids.
GGCUCAGAAAUCACACUUUGUACCUUGGCUCCGGACCGCGGAGUGCGCCGAGGGAGACCGCGAAGAGGGCUUCGUCGUUGGAGUUUGCAGCUGUCCGCCUCUGCCCCACGUCCACGUCCUGAACUAACAGCACGUGUCCGAAGACAUGGAGAAGGACAAUCUCUCUGUGGUACUUCACUCUCAAGGAGACUUAAGACUGGAGCAGCGCCCGAUCCCCGAACCAGGACCUAAUGAGGUUUUGCUGCAGAUGCACUCUGUGGGGAUCUGCGGCUCUGACGUGCACUACUGGCAGCAUGGGCGAAUCGGGGACUUUGUGCUGAAGAAACCCAUGAUUCUCGGACAUGAGGCUGCUGGGCGGGUGGUUAAGGUUGGCUCGGCAGUCAAGCAUCUCAAAGCAGGGGACAGAGUGGCAGUUGAGCCAGGAGUGCCCCGUGAGAUGGACGAGUUCUUCAAAUCUGGACGCUAUAACUUGUGUCCCACCGUGUUCUUCUGUGCCACCCCCCCUGAUGACGGGAACUUGUGCAGAUACUACAAACACAAUGGCAACUUCUGCUACAAGUUGCCCGACAAUGUGACAUUUGAGGAGGGGGCUCUAGUUGAACCCCUGUCUGUGGGGAUCCAUGCCUGUCGCAGGGCUGGGGUCUCCCUUGGCAGCAGUGUGCUCAUUUGUGGUUCAGGGCCUAUUGGACUGGUCUGUCUUCUUGUGGCCAAGGCGAUGGGGGCCUCACAAGUGGCCAUUACUGAUCUGUCCUCGGACCGCUUGGCAAUGGCCAAGGAGCUGGGUGCUGACUUCCCACUGGUAGUGAAGCGAGAGGAUGGACCGGAGGAUCUGGCCAAGAGUGUGGAGGAUGUGCUCGGAGCACAGCCUCACAUUACCAUUGAAUGCACCGGCGUUGAGAGCAGCAUCCAAACAGCCAUCUAUGCAACACGGUCCGGAGGCGUCGUGGUGCUGGUGGGUCUCGGCUCAGAGAUGGUCACGGUUCCGUUGAUCCAUGCCGCCGUAAGAGAAGUGGACAUCAGAGGGGUGUUCCGCUACUGCAAUACCUGGCCGAUGGCCAUAGCCAUGCUGGCGUCGGGGAAGGUCAACGUGAAGCCCCUCGUGACCCACCGGUUCCCUCUGGAGCAGGCGGCCCAGGCCUUCGAAACCACACGUCAAGGCCAGGGGGUGAAGGUCAUGUUAAAGUGUGACCGGAACGACCAGAACCCUUGAUCCGACCGGCGGCAGCCGAACAAAACAGAUCGGGAGACUUGGACAGCAAAGAUUCACAGAUUUGAUAUGCACCUUUUAAGAAAGAUCCGGAACAGAGCAAGACUAAAAACAACAGGGUUAAUCACAAGCAUCCAUCCAUCCAUCCAUCCAUUAUCCACACCGCUUAUCCUGCUCUCAGGGUCGCGGGUUAAUCAUAAGCAGCCCGCGUCAUUGUCCACAGGGUCACAGAAGCAGUCAGCCAGAUACACACCUCAACAGCAGCACUUUCGCUACCACGCGGUCAUGUUAAAUUAUUAAAUGUUACGUUUAUGGUGAACUUGUUCCACUCAGAGAUGCUGUGCACGUAUCUUGUGUUUGACCUUUUCCAGUCUAUCUGUCUAGACAUGACAUGUGUCUUUGUUCUUACUGUUCGGCUUCAUUCGGUCACCGCCAGCUUCCAUCCUUCAGAAUGACAUUAGGAAACAAACAGCAGUUACUUUAUAACUUGAUAAUAACAACUUCUCCUUUGCAGUUUUACAAAAAUUCCGAAAUACUCCAAAGAUUUGCUUAAAUAAAGUGUUGUGAAAUAUA